AUGUCCAUUUCACGUUUAAUUUCACCACUCUCUCUCUCUCUCUCUCUCUCUCUCUAUCUAUCUAUCUAUCUAUCUAUCUAUCUUUCUCUCUCUCUCUCUCUCGCGCUUGCGCAUACGGCACCUAUCUAUCUAUCUAUCUAUCUAUCUAUCUAUCUAUCUAUCUCUCUAUCUAUCUAUGGUAUGACCUCUUUUAUACACACGUCCACGUACUUUUCUUUCGUAACCACACGCAUGCACUCAUACAAACCGGCAUCUAUCUAUCUAUCUAUCUAUCUAUCUAUCUAUCUAUGGUAUGACCUCUUUUAUACACACGUCCACGUACUUUUCUUUCGUAACCACACGCAUGCACUCAUACAAACCGGCAUCUAUCUAUCUCUAUCUAUCUAUCUAUCUAUCUAUCUAUGGUAUGACCGUCCACGUUUUAUACACAUGUCCACAAACCGUCUAUCUUUUCUAUCUUUUCUAUCUAUGUAA
This is a messenger RNA of Acanthosepion pharaonis, 474 nucleotides long. NCBI's taxonomy places the organism in Eukaryota, Metazoa, Mollusca, Cephalopoda, Sepiida, Sepiidae. The record is from the annotation of a GenBank genome assembly.